This is a messenger RNA of Balaenoptera ricei (Rice's whale), 1428 nucleotides long. It is a transcript of the gene CCN3, whose product is annotated as cellular communication network factor 3. Gene Ontology annotation, biological process: cell adhesion; signal transduction. Gene Ontology annotation, cellular component: extracellular matrix; extracellular region. Bases 262 to 1338 code for a protein of 358 amino acids. The transcript has 5 exons. The record is from RefSeq and is a predicted model, not a curated record. Gene Ontology annotation, molecular function: integrin binding; heparin binding. Lineage: Eukaryota; Metazoa; Chordata; Mammalia; Artiodactyla; Balaenopteridae.
AGGCCCCGGGGCCGCGCCCUAAGGAGAGCGGCACCCACGGCCAAUUGCUAUGGCAACUCCGGGGCUCGUUCCAUUCCCCACCCCGCCGAUCCCCCCGCCUCCUGCCUGAGCUGCAGCCAACCGGCUUGUGCGCGCCCCAGGAGCGCGCUAUAAAACCUGCGCGGUGGCGCUGGGCAAGGGCGAGCCCGACCAGGAGCAGGGCGCGCAGAGCCAACCUCCGACCUGGAAAGCCCUGUGAAAGCGGCAGGAAAAAGCCUGAACAUGCAGAGUGCGCAGAGCCUGCGUCUCGGUCCACCCGGUCAGUGCCUCUGCCUGGCUUUCCUGCUCCUCCAUCUCCUGGGACAGGUCCUUGCGACUCCGCGCUGUCCCUCCUCGUGCCCGGCUCCGUGCCCCAAGAAGCCGCCGACCUGCGCCCCCGGGGUGAGAGCCGUGCUGGACGACUGUUCCUGCUGCCUGGUGUGCGCCCGCCAGCGCGGCGAGAGCUGCUCCGUGAUGCUGCCCUGCGAGGAAAGCCGCGGUCUCUUCUGCGACCGCAGAGCGGACCCCAGCGCCCAGACUGGCAUCUGCAUGGCGAUAGAAGGAGACAAUUGUGUGUUCGAUGGAGUCAUCUACCAAAGUGGAGAGACCUUCCAGCCUAGCUGCAAAUACCAGUGCGCCUGCCAAGAUGGGCAGGUUGGUUGUGUGCCCCGCUGUGAAGAGGACCUGCUACUGCCCCAGCCUGACUGCCAAGCUCCGAGAAAAGUGAAAGUGCCUGGGGAGUGCUGUGAAAAGUGGAUCUGUGACUCCAAUGAGACGGGGACAUUAGGGGACCUCCAAACCCUUCCAGCCUACAGAACAGAAGCCACUCUAGGAGUUGCAGUCUCCGACUCAGGUAUCAACUGCAUUGAGCAGACCACAGAGUGGAGUGCGUGUUCCAAGAGUUGUGGCAUGGGUUUUUCCACCCGGGUCACCAACAGGAAUCCACAUUGCGAGAUGGUGAAGCAGACCCGGCUCUGCUCGGUGCGGCCCUGUGACCAAGAGCACAAGCAGCCGACAGAUAAGAAAGGGAAAAAGUGUCUCCGCACCACCAAGUCACUCAAAGCCAUCCACCUGCAGUUUGAGAACUGCACGAGCCUAUACACCUACAAGCCCAGGUUCUGCGGUGUCUGCAGCGAUGGCCGAUGCUGUACCCCACACAACACCAAAACCAUCCAGGUGGAGUUCCAGUGCUCCCCAGGGCAGAUCCUCAAGAAACCAGUGAUGGUCAUCGGGACCUGCACCUGUCACAACAACUGUCCUCAUAACAAUGCGUCUUUCCUCCAAGACUUAAAGCCAAACACCAGCAGAGGAGAAAUGUAAUGUGUCCCCUAGGAAGCCCACCUACAGAGGCAACCUAUAGCCACCCACUAGCAAAUGACUAUAAGAAAAAUUACAAAGAAUUAUUAUCCA